CUCAUCCUAUCGCCAUUGCUCAAAGCCCCAUUGACAUUCACCCUCCCCAAAAAUCCAUGCCUCACCACCCUCUGCGUACUCGGCCAAUCUUGCCCAAUCAACGUCUUGCCAACAGAGCAUUCCUCUCAUGCUCUGGGUAUUGAGCCAUCACCAGCCUGAAGAUCGUCUCAGCCUGGUCGUUGAGUCGGGCGUUCAGUCCCCGGAUGACAUUGUCGCCUGCCUCGAUGAGAGCGUUGAACUCUCGCACCUGACCUUGGCGCUCUGCCACCAGCUGACCUUGGGCUUGAUUUGCCCUUUCAAGGUCAUGUCUGAGGCGUUGGUUGUCUGAUCGCAACCGCUCACACUCGGUCUCCAGUUCAAACACUCCCUGGGCCAUUCUGCCGCCCAUAACCGGCCCCGAUGAGCCACCCGACGUCAACGGUGGAAAUUCCUCUUGUGAUUGCGUCGUUGCAACCACAGAUGACGCCGCUCUCAACCCAGCAGGCACAGCAGAGGCCACCUCUUGUGGCGCGAGGCCAAGUCUCCUGUCCAGGGCGUCCACUCGCUGACCAAGCUGGGCCAAGAAGAUAUGGUCGUGGCGUGCCAUUGCUUGGGAUUGUGGCUCUUCUAGCAGCCGUUUCAACAACUCCCGCGCCUCUCUUGUCCAGCCGAUCUUGUCGCCGGCGUACUUCUCACUGGCAUUCUCUGCCAGGGUUAUCUUGAUCUCGGCGAC
Molecule: messenger RNA, 712 nt
Organism: Exophiala oligosperma
Lineage: Eukaryota; Fungi; Ascomycota; Eurotiomycetes; Chaetothyriales; Herpotrichiellaceae
Exons: 1
Coding region: 400-702 (100 amino acids)
Source: RefSeq, a predicted model, not a curated record